AUCCUCACCUCCCCAUUACUCGCUCUCUCUCUCUCACUAACUCUUCUCUCACUUCACUCUUUCUCUCUCUAACUCAAUCUCUACAAAGAGCAAGAAAAUCCAUGGCUGAUCAAAGCACAAACCCAUCAAUCAUGGAGUCCAAAACCCCACACCCACUUCACCAAAUCGCCGAAACACCAACCCACAAGCUUCUUCUCAAGCAAUGGCUCAAGGAAGAAGAACUAAUCCUCGGAAGAGUCUCACUCAAAGAGACCCAGAUCGACUCUGUUCGCAAGGAGAUCACGAUGCUCUACAUCUUCUUCUUCCUCUUCCACUCCACCGCUCUAAUCCUACUCUUCAACGCAUCUUCGAGGGAUCCACAUGGAGUUGCCUGCCAUAGAUCAUGGAUUCCAUCUCUCUGCUCGCUUUUGUUCUCCCUGGGAAUCAUCUGGGCCGUACGGUACAAGACAGACAUGGAGGUCCACUUGGAGAAGCUUUUGGAGAGAGAGAAAGAGGAUGGGAUAUUGCUGGCUAAGUGUGUUGAGGAGUUGAAGAAGAAAGGUGUUGAAUUUGAUCUGAUGAAGGAGGUUGAUGCGCUUAGGAGGGCUAAGAGCAUGAGAAUGGAAGCAAAAGCUGUGAGGAAAUGGUCUGCUAGAGACUUUGUCACUUUGUUUUUCUUCACUGUUUCUUGCUUUGUUCUAGCCAUUACAAGGGUUAUUUUGUGUAAUUAGGAUUUUUUUUUUCUCAGAUGGGGUAUUCUUGGAAAAUGGAAUUUGGAUUUUGGGUAUAUGAUUCUGACUGAAGAAGAUUAGUUGUGGGGAUUUGGAUUAGAACACUUUUUUGGAUUCAAUGGCUUUUUUGUUUUUGCUGUUUAAGUCUUGGGUGGUGGAAUCGGAACCCAAUGCAGAAUAUUUUGUUCUGCUUUUUGUAAAAUGAAGAAAGUUCUUCAAAUUAUAUUACUAAUAAAUUUGUUGGCAUUUUGAAUCUUCUUUU
Ziziphus jujuba (common jujube) is the source of this 972-nucleotide messenger RNA. RefSeq lists its product as uncharacterized. Lineage: Eukaryota; Viridiplantae; Streptophyta; Magnoliopsida; Rosales; Rhamnaceae. The coding region runs from base 102 to 710 and encodes 202 amino acids. The transcript has a single exon. The record is from RefSeq and is a predicted model, not a curated record.